AAAAACGAGGCCAAAGAUUGGAUGGCUAAGAUAUUCCAACAUGGGAGUCUUUUGGGCACGGGCCAUCCACCGUUAGGUGCAUGACAUCAACGGUCUGCGUCACUGCACGGACAAACUGAAAACCCGAUCAUGCCAUGCAUAUGUUAUCCAAUCGAGCAUCUUAUAAUUCAAGCAACGGUCAAGUUCUCAGAAGGUGAGGACUCGCUGUGCGCUGUAGCCACUCUGCGCAGUCUAAGACUCUUCUUCACUUCCCCGAGUCCGAUCGCCAAUAAGAAUCGUGGAUUUCCAUCGCUCCUUCUUAACAUAAAAAAACCCUUUUAUCAUAAGUGUAGAAGAAUGUCCAUCUCCAAUUCCAGAAGCCCUUCUCACACAGAUUCCAAUGAAGAUGCUGGAUCAAGCCCCAUUCCUUUUGAUUAUGCUGAAAUUGUCGUAAUCCGUCACGGGGAGACAACGUGGAAUUCCUCUGGAAGAAUUCAGGGGCACCUUGAUGCAGAAUUAAAUGAGGUUGGGAGGCAACAGGCAACUGCAGUGGCUGAUCGACUGUCCAAGGAAUCAAAAGUUUCAGCUGUAUACUCAUCUGAUCUCAAGCGAGCUCUUGAGACUGCGCAGAUAAUAGCGAAAAGUUGCAAUUUGAAUGAGGUAAUACAAGAUCCAGCAUUAAGGGAGAGGCAUUUGGGUGAUCUUCAAGGUCUAGUAUUCCGUGAUGCAGCAAGACUUAAUCCGGAGGCUUAUCGAGCAUUUUCUUCUCCCAAAACAAAUCAAGAAAUCCCUGGUGGUGGGGAAAGUUUGGAUCAACUAUAUCAGCGAAUGACAUCUUCCCUGGAAAGAAUCGCUAGGAAGCACAAAGGAGAGCGGGUGAUUGCAGUCACCCAUGGGGGUGCGUUAAGAGCACUCUUCAAGCGAGCUGCCCCAAAGGGAUUAUCUCAAGGGAAGGUAAUGAAUACAUCAGUGAACAUAUUUCAUCUGUCCGACAGUGAUGAUUGGAUCAUCAAAGUGUGGGGCGAUGUCAGCCAUCUUAGUAAAACUGGAUUUCUGGAGAGCGGCUUUGGUGGCGACAAGAAUUCUGGUUAGUUCUUACUUUUCUAGCAUAUUCUUCCAACCAUACGAUUACGGAAUAUGUGGUCCAUUCGAGGCCUUAUUUAUAAGUUGAGCAGCUAUAAGAUAUAGUUGCUUGCAUUACUUUUUAACCAAGGGUGUGUUUGGUUGCAAAGAAUUAGACCGAUUAAUCAUGAAAUAUCAUGAUAUUUGGUUCAACCAAAUGCAGCCUAAGAUAAAUGCCGAGUAUAAUUACAUUGUAAAAUGCUUAAAGAUUCCUCAGGUGGUUUGAAUUAAAUCACCAACGGUCUGCAUUGAA
Molecule: messenger RNA, 1354 nt
Organism: Magnolia sinica
Lineage: Eukaryota; Viridiplantae; Streptophyta; Magnoliopsida; Magnoliales; Magnoliaceae
Product: phosphoglycerate mutase-like protein 4
Exons: 7
Coding region: 130-1071 (313 amino acids)
Cellular component (GO): cytosol; cytoplasm
Molecular function (GO): phosphatase activity
Source: RefSeq, a predicted model, not a curated record